CUAGCCUCCUCCAGUUUCCUUUCCCCGGAGCAUUUAAAAACCCUAAAUUUCGAAAUUCAAAUCAGUUUCCUUUCGCAUCUGAAGGGAAUUGAAGUCACAGAGUCGGGCGUUCGCUGAGAUGAGAAGAAAAAGCGCCAGCGGAGGAAGGCGGAGGCCCUCAAAGCGCUCCAAGCUUUCUCUCCGAUCUUCCACCAAUAAUUCGAGCUCUGUUGGCCAGGACUGUGGUGUUGAACCUAACAAUGAUGGUGAAGUACUUGUAACUUCUAGGCCAUAUGAUAACUUGGCCGAUCCCUGUAGAAAUGGUGAGCCUGUUGCUGUCACUGAGGAGGCUUGUGGAUUGGAGCCUCAGGAUGUAUCUGGGCCAGAAGAUAUUUUGGAAAAGGAUUGGACAGAGAAGGAAGUUUGUAUAAAAUGUAACAGAAGUGGUAAGGUAUUGGCUUGUAGUGAUAAUUUCUGCCCAUUAGUUAUUCAUGAAGAGUGUAUGAGGUGUUCAGCUCGGUUUGAUAGUAUGGGGAAAUUCUACUGCCCUUAUUGUUUAUAUAAGCAAGCUUCAUUGGACACCCGUAAAGCAAGACAAAAGGCUAUGAUGGCAAAGAAAGAUUUGUCAGUUUUCCUGGAUAAAAGAAUGUUGGAUGGUGAACCACAGAGCUGUAAGGCAGUGGAAGUUGGGCAAACAAACUCAAAUCCAUCAGCAGCUGUAAGGGACAUAGAACAUGACAAUAUGAAGAUUAGGCUGAAUGGAAAUGAACCCGACAAACAUUCUGUUCAAAUGGAAAAGGGUCAACAAGAAGAAAGAUUCAACUCCCAGUGCACUACAGGCACUUUACCUUCUGGAGGUGCUAAAGCAUUAGGGACAAGUGUGCUAAAUGAUAUUGUGCCUGGCAGGUCUAGGGACCAUGCAAAACCUGAGGAUGGUAGUCAGCGUAAGAUAGCUAUUGGAAAAAAGAUGCAUUCAAGGCCUACAAUUGGUUAUGGUGAUGGUGAUAGUGGUGCUUGCUAUAGGGAAGAAGGCAUAGGAUGCCAAUCUGAAUUAGAGGUUGGCGAAGGCGCUCAAGUAGGGCAUUCAGGACUAGUUGGCAACGACCAAAAUGAAAGAAUUGUACAGGAUGGGCAAGCGGGGCCUCUGGAAGUUUCUUCCACUGUGAAAGAGACAGCUGCAUAUGGUGUACUUCACAUAUCAGCCAGAGGAGAAUUAAGCAACUCAGAGAUUGUGAAGGAGGACAAAAUCAGGAAACCAGAAGCAGAAGAAGAGAUGCAGGAACAAGGACAAGGAAAUGCUGUAUCUUCUUGUGAAAGAGACUCCAUUCAGCAUGAUCAUGGACGAGAAAAUGAUUCAUCACGUGGAGACGAUGUGGCUGUUUCACCACAGAGGAGGUCCCGUAAAAGGAAAAAUAUAAAUGUUGUGCAGUCUCCAAUUGUUGAUCGCCCACGGCGAUUUGGAAACAAAUUAUCUAUUCAACCAUAUAACAAUGUGGCUCCCAAAGAGAAAACUGAGGUGACCAGAAAAUCUAAAGAAAAGCUCAAAAGCCCCCCCAUGCUUCUUUACAUGAAGCGCAAAAGAGUGCCAUGGACAGCUGAAGAGGAAGAAAUGUUAAAGGAAGGAGUGCUGAAAUUCUCAACCACGGUCAACAAAAAUCUGCCAUGGAGGAAAAUUUUGGAAUUUGGUCGUCAUGUUUUUGAAAGGACUCGAACCCCAGUUGACCUCAAGGAUAAAUGGAGGAAAAUUUUAGCAAAGAAUCCUCAGCAAAGUGAUUAGAAGUUAUUUUAGUUAUGACUGACUCAAAAAGCAGGAGGAAGUCCAGACCAGACCAGCAUUUAGCCCUCCGAAGUGCAACAAUGCAAGGACGAGAAGAUCUAAAGAGAAGGACGCCUCCACACUGAUAAGCAAGCAUACAUUACAUGCAACUGAUUAAGAGCAGAAGCAUUUCUGAUGUUGUAGCACUGUGAAAUGGUCAAUGCGUUUUGCCUUCUGUUUCUGGUUCCCAUUAAAUGAUGAGAAACUGAAGGAAAAAAAAAAAAUGAAAUGUUGUAUCAUAUGAAAGUGGGCUGGUUGAGGCUUCAAUUACCUUACCUCCACCUUCUGCUGCUGGAAUGCUGGUUCUCAUGUUAGUGAUAAAUUUUCACAACUUUAAUGAUCAUUUCUUGUCUCAAAAUUGUUACAUUAUUGCUGUGCAUAGGAGGGGAAACUUAUUUAACGUUUAGAAGGUACCACGUUAGAACAUCAUUAUAAGGUAUACUAACAGCAAUUUAAUCAAUGAUGAUUAUGUAAAACCUGACAUGUUAUAAUUCUUGCACAAUUAUUAAUUUAUUUUAACAGGAGUGAUGGUAAGUGGUAACGAUGUCAGAAAAAAAAGGCAUUUGAGAUGGAAAUUUUAUUGAAAGGACCUUACAGGAUGGCUCAUAAAGAAGAAAU
Molecule: messenger RNA, 2413 nt
Organism: Diospyros lotus (date-plum)
Lineage: Eukaryota; Viridiplantae; Streptophyta; Magnoliopsida; Ericales; Ebenaceae
Exons: 5
Coding region: 119-1756 (545 amino acids)
Source: RefSeq, a predicted model, not a curated record